Messenger RNA from Numida meleagris (helmeted guineafowl), 2649 nucleotides. RefSeq names its product semaphorin 3G (gene SEMA3G). Gene Ontology annotation, molecular function: semaphorin receptor binding; chemorepellent activity. The transcript is spliced from 16 exons. Bases 46 to 2403 code for a protein of 785 amino acids. Gene Ontology annotation, biological process: negative regulation of axon extension involved in axon guidance; neural crest cell migration; axon guidance. NCBI's taxonomy places the organism in Eukaryota, Metazoa, Chordata, Aves, Galliformes, Numididae. The record is from RefSeq and is a predicted model, not a curated record.
CCCCAUAAAAGCGGCGGCCCCGGGAGCGGCGGCCCCGGGAGGAGGAUGCGGGCGGCGGCAGCGCUGGGCUGGCUGUGGGGCGCGCUGCUGGCCGCGGGGAGCAGCCCGCCCCGGCUCCGCCUGCCCUACAGCGAGCUCCUGGGUACGAACCGCUCCGUCCUUUUCUUUGGCCACCGGGGCUUCCUGGGCUUCCGCUCCCUCUACUUGGACGAGUACCGUGACCGGCUCUUCAUUGGGGGCAAGGAUGUGCUCUACUCCCUGCGCCUGGACAGGGCCGGUGCCGACACCAAGGAGAUCUACUGGCCGCCGCUGCCCGGACAGACGGAGGAGUGUUUUCGGAAGGGGAAGGACCCAGCAACCGACUGUGCCAACUACGUCCGCCUGCUGCAGCCCUACAACCGGACGCACCUGCUGGCCUGCGGGACAGGUGCCUGCCACCCCGUCUGCACCUUCAUCUACGUGGGGCACCGUGGCGAGACCCAGCACACCUUCAGCUUGGACCCCACCAGCAUGGAGAGCGGCCGUGGCAGGUGCCCGCAUGAGCCUGACCGUGCAUUCGCCAGCACCAUCAUCGGCGGGGAGCUCUAUGCUGGCCUCACUGCGGAUUUCCUCGGCCGUGAUCCUGGCAUCUUCCGCAGCACCGGGACCCGCGCCGCGCUGCGCACUGAGGUGGACCAGCGCCUGCUCAAUGACCCCAAAUUUGUGGCUGCCUACCUGAUCCCAGACAGCGAUGACCGGGACGAUGACAAAGCCUAUUUCUUCUUCACGGAGAAGGUGGUGGAGGCAGACAGCAAGGAGUACACCAUCGUCAGCCGGGUGGCACGAGUCUGCGUGAAUGAUGCUGGAGGCCAGAGGGUGCUGGUCAACAAGUGGAGUACCUUCAACAAAGCCCGCCUGGUGUGCUCUGUCCUGGGUCCUGGCGGCAUUGACACCCACUUUGACGAGCUGGAGGAUGUCUUUUUGCUGAGAACCAAGGAUGGGAAGAGCCCGGAGAUCUACGCGCUCUUCAGCACAGUCAGCCACAUCUUUCAGGGCUCUGCCGUCUGUGUCUACCGCAUGGCUGACAUCCGUGAGGUCUUCAACGGGCCCUUUGCCCACCGGGACAGCCCCCUCCACCAGUGGGGAGCCUACGAGGGCCGCGUGCCCUACCCGCGCCCGGGCGUGUGUCCCAGCAAGACCACUAACCAGCCCCGGCGGCCGUACAGCAGCACCAAGGAGCUGCCCGAUGAGGUGCUGCACUUUGCCCGCGCUCACCCCCUCAUGUACAAGGCCGUGCGCCCACGGCACCACCGCCCACUGCUGGUGAAGACUGACCUGCAGCACCGCCUGCGGCAGCUCGUGGUGGACCGUGUGGACACCGAGGACGGGCAGCAUGACGUCCUCUUCUUAGGGACAGAUGCAGGCUCGGUGCUGAAGGUGGUGGUGCUGCAGAAGCAGAGCUCAGCUGUGACGGAGGAAGUCAUCCUGGAGGAGCUGCAGGUUUUUAAGGUGCCGGUGCCCAUCACUCAGAUGGAGAUCUCUGUCAAGCGCCAAAAGCUUUAUGUGGGCGCCAGCCUGGGAGUGGCCCAGGUGCGGCUGCACCAGUGCAAGAGCUAUGGCACUGCCUGUGCCGAGUGCUGCCUGGCCAGGGACCCGUACUGUGCCUGGGACGGCACCGCCUGCACCCGCUUCGUGCCCAGCACCAAGAGGCGCUCCCGCCGGCAGGACGUCCGCAACGGGGACCCCAACCUGCUGUGCUCCGAAGGUGCGUGGGGCCGCGGGGCGCGGUGCCGCGCCCGCGGCGGGGAGACGACGGACGUGGGGUCUCGUCCCGCAGAGCCCCCGCGGGGCCGCGUGCCCCAGCGGCAGCUGUACGGGGUGGAGGGCAGCAGCGCUUUCCUGGAGUGCGUGCCCCGCUCCCCGCAGGCCAGCGUGCAGUGGUUUGUGCAGAGACCCCCAGAUGAGCAGAGGGACGAGGUAAAGACAGACGAGCGGGUCCUGCAGACGGAGCAAGGGCUGCUCUUCCGGCAGCUGCACCGCCAUGAUGCUGGGGUCUACUACUGCAAGACGCUGGAGCAUGGCUUUACCCAGACGGUGGCCAAGACAGCCCUGGAGGUGCUUGGGGGCGAGCAACUGGCCCGUGCCACACCCCGGCAACGGGAGGACAGGCACCCACCCUGUCCCGAGCCCUGGCUGGCAGCACCUGCAUCCAAAACCUGGUACAAGGACAUCCUGCACCUCGCCAGCUCAGCCGACCGGCAGCGGGUGGAGGAGCAGUGCCUGCGCCUGUGGUGCAGCCACCGCAAGGGCAAGAUGGCCAAGGGCAAGCACGCCCUGGCUGGCAUGGAUGUGGGCAAGAAGGGGCGCGUGGCCAAGCCACAGGGUGAGAGGAUCCGUGUGCCCCGGCAAGCUGCAGCCACUUAGGGCAGGGGACCUGUCCCUGGGCGGGCCUGCAGCUGCAUGAGGUCCUUCCGUCCCCAGGGCUGGCUCCUGGGCAGGCCCUGUCCCCCUCCAAAUGGGUGGUGCUGGGGGGACGCAAUGGCACCAGGCCCCUCACUCUUGCUGGGGGCUGCCAGGCACUGGGUAACGGUCACGGGAGUGGCAGAGACGCUGGGGAGCUUGCUGGCUUUCUCCACAAAUAAAGAGGCCGAGCGUGGCACCAGCCCCCUC